CCCAGCAAAGACGAGGCAAAGCUCUACUAUCAUGGGCUGGCCUCACACCCUCGGCUUGUUGCUCGUUCCAGCACCCAAGUCUGGCAAGGACCUCGAAUGUCUGAAUCCAGCGAUGACGACAGCUCUGAUCCUUUGGAUAUAAAGUGGCUUGGGCCACUCAGGAACCCGCUGUUGAAGCGUUUUUGGAAGGGCACGUCGCCUUUGAGAGGCCAAAUUCUGGACGCGGUCAAGACAACCAGCGUGACGGCGAUUGACCUCUUGGGAAUCGAGCUGAACGGCAAAUAUCAGGAUACUCUUAUGAUAUCCGUUGUGUCGGGCACGCUUUCACGGGAGGACGGCCAUCCGAUUGCUAUGCAGUGCAAAACGAUUCUGGAGAAUCACGGCAUUUCCGAUGUGACGUGCGAGAUUCGUGAAUCG
Messenger RNA from Trichoderma citrinoviride, 417 nucleotides. RefSeq lists its product as hypothetical. NCBI's taxonomy places the organism in Eukaryota, Fungi, Ascomycota, Sordariomycetes, Hypocreales, Hypocreaceae. The annotation marks the transcript as partial. The record is from RefSeq and is a predicted model, not a curated record. The transcript has a single exon.